Molecule: messenger RNA, 881 nt
Organism: Zymoseptoria tritici IPO323
Lineage: Eukaryota; Fungi; Ascomycota; Dothideomycetes; Mycosphaerellales; Mycosphaerellaceae
Exons: 3
Coding region: 119-664 (181 amino acids)
Biological process (GO): mitochondrial electron transport, cytochrome c to oxygen
Source: RefSeq, a predicted model, not a curated record
CAGACCCCGUCGCAGUACUCACCACGCGCGCCUGAACACGCCCAGGCUUCCAUUGCGGCCCUCGAUCACCCUCUGACACGACUCUCAUCCUCUCCGCUCCUCAAUCGCCGUCGCCAGGAUGCUCCGCACCGCGCCGCUGCUCCGCCAGCUCCCUGCCACAGUGCAGAGCGGCCGGACUGCCGCUGCCACCUUCGCGCCCUUCGCACGGCAAUCAUCACUCCAGCAGACUCGAUCUGCACACGCGAUUUCCAACCCGACACUUGCCAACAUUGAGAAGAGAUGGGAGGCCAUGCCACCGCAGGAGCAGGCCGAGCUUUGGAUGUCGCUUCGGGAUCGCAUGAAGGUCGACUGGAAUGAGCUUACGAUGCAGGAGAAGAAGGCCGCGUACUGGGUUGCAUUCGGCCCUCACGGCCCACGUGCCGAGACUCCACCAGGCGAGGGCACCAAGGUCUUCAUCUACACUCUCAUGGGUGUCGGCGCGGCCGGCGCCAUUUUCUUCACCUCUCGCAUGUUCGCUCGCCCAGCACCAAGCACAAUGAACAAGGAAUGGCAAGAGGCGACCAACGAGUAUUUGAGGGAAAACAAGGUCGAGCCAAUCACCUUUAUCGGCAACCCAGACUACAAGGGACCCGGCAUGGUCCAGAGCCCGCCAAAGAAGGAGUAAAUCGCUCCAUCAUCGACAAUUUGAGCAUAGACGGUGCAGAAAAUUCAAGGCGAGAGCGACUUACAUGUAAACUGCGCAUACGGUGCAUUUUCCUUGGGUUGACUGUACGACGAGCUGGUGUCUUCGGAGCGAGUAGAACUGGCCAAGACUUUGUAUCUUACACUUCUGCGCAGCGCUUGUCACACUGUAUAAAGGAGCAAAACGAGGCAAGCAUUUC